This is a messenger RNA of Triticum urartu, 2468 nucleotides long. Its product is annotated as tyrosine-sulfated glycopeptide receptor 1-like. Gene Ontology annotation, molecular function: protein binding. The record is from RefSeq and is a predicted model, not a curated record. Lineage: Eukaryota; Viridiplantae; Streptophyta; Magnoliopsida; Poales; Poaceae.
AUAAAUGGCCAUUCUUGCCCUCAGAAUGUUCCUUGACCAGACCACUAAUGAUGUACCAAGUCAGGGCACAGCAUAAGCAUCUGGUUUCCUUUUGUUUCAGGAAAACAUGUGAGUUGCGUGCCGCAUCAUUAAGAUUAGGAAACAAAGGUCCAUGUAGAAUUUAGUUACAACCACAAACUGGGGUGGCAGAGUCAAUCAAUUCAGUCGUUGCAAGGCGACCUACUUGCUACAAGUAACAAGUACAGAACAAGGAGGAGCACGCUCUAUAAUACUGUAGACGCAACCAGCUAAAGAAAACCAUGCAGCCACUCCAGCUUUCACGCAUGAGAUACAACGGAAAACUACCGAUAAGUUCCCUUGGCAUUGCUCUUGUGAUGCUCAUGUCCUUGGCCGCUAUCACUAGCUCCUGCACAGAGCAAGAGAAGGCCUCCCUCCUCAAGUUCCUCACUGGGCUCUCACAGGAUGGUGGCCUUGCCGCGUCGUGGCGGAAUGGCACAGAUUGCUGCACGUGGGAAGGGAUCACCUGCAGCAUGGAUGGGACGGUUACUGAUGUCUCACUGGCUUCCAAGGGUCUUCAGGGGUAUAUCUCACCUACUCUUGGCAGCCUCGCCGGAUUGUUGCGACUGAAUCUGUCAAACAACAUGCUGUCCAGUGGACUACCACAAGAAUUGGUGUCUUCCGGCAGCAUCAUCGCCAUCGACAUCAGCUUCAACCGCCUAGACGGAGAACUGCAUGAGAUGCCAUCUUCAACCCCAGUGCGUCCCUUGAAGGUACUGAACAUCUCCAGCAAUUUGUUUGCAGGACAGUUUCCAUCCUCCACAUGGGGGGCCAUGAAAGACCUGGUCGCACUCAACGCCAGCAACAACAGCUUUACUGGGCAACUACCAACUCAUUUCUGCACCAGCUUUCCAUCCUUGGUUGUGCUUGAGCUCUCUUACAACCGAUUCAGAGGGAGCAUUCCACCUGAAUUAGGUAGCUGCUCCAUGCUCAGAGUGCUCAAGGUUGGCCACAACAACCUCAGCGGGACUCUCCCAGACGAACUCUUUAAUGCUACCUCUUUGGAGUUCCUCUCUUUUCCCAGGAGUGGUUUACAAGGAAUACUUGAAGACACAUAUAUUGCCAAACUCACUUUUUUGGUUACCCUUGAUCUUGGAGAGAACAACUUCAGUGGCAAGAUUCCAGAAUUUAUAGGCCAUCUCAAGAGAUUGGAGGAACUCUAUUUGAACAGUAAUAUCAUGUAUGGGGAGCUGCCAUCAACUCUAGCAAACUGCACAAAUCUCAUAACCAUCAACCUCAACUGCAACAAUUUCAGCGGACAACUCACCAAGGUCAAUUUUUCUAGCCUACUCAAUCUAAUGUCUUUAGAUCUUAUGCGGAACAACUUCGAUGGCACAAUUCCAGAAAGUAUAUACUCUUGCAGAAAACUAAUUGCACUGCGACUAUCUUCCAAUAAGUUCCACGGCCAGUUAGCAAAAGGGCUCGGCAAUCUGAAGUCCCUGUCGUUCCUGUCACUUUAUAAUAAUAAUCUUACAAACAUAACAGAUGCACUUCAGAUUCUUGGAAGCUCCAAGAACCUCAGCACCCUUCUUAUUGGGCGUAACUUCAGGCAUGAGACCAUGCCAGAGGAUGACACCAUUGGCAGUUUUGAAAAUAUUCGGUUUCUUGGUAUAAGUGAUUGCCCAUUAUUCGGAAAAAUACCUUUCUGGAUAUCAAAGAUAGCAAAUUUAGAGAUACUAAUAUUGUCUAACAAUCAGCUCACAGGAUCGAUACCAGCCUGGAUCAAAGCUCUAAGCUAUGUCUUCUACCUUGACAUAUCAAACAACAGCCUCACAGGGGAAAUUCCAACAACAUUGACCGAUAUGCCAAUGCUAGAGUCAGCCAAGACAGAUGCCAAUUCGAACCAAAGGGUCUUCAUACUGCCUGUUUAUCCAACUCUAUCACAUCAAUAUCGCCAACCUUUUGCUUUCCCUAAAUUGCUGGAUCUAAGCAAUAAUAAGUUCACUGGUGAGAUCCCUUCGACGAUCGGUCAAUUGAAAUCCCUCCGUUCACUCAAUUUGAGCUUCAACAACUUAACAGGUCAGAUCCCAGAAUCAACAUGCAACCUCACAAGCCUGCAGGUCCUAGACUUGUCCAACAACAAUCUCACAGGUGCGAUCCCAGCUGCAUUGGACAGCCUGCACUUCCUUGCAGCGUUUAACGUUUCUGACAAUGAUCUAGAAGGUCCUAUUCCAUCUGGAGGCCAGUUCAACACAUUUGGGACUUCUAGCUUUGACGGGAAUACAAAGCUCUGCGGAUCUAUGCUCAUUCAUAAAUGUGGUUCGGCAGAAGCACCUCCUGUCAAUGUUCUGACAACAAAACAAACUGAUUACAAGGUGGCCUUUGUGAUUGCCUUCAGCACGUUCUUUGGUGUAGGGGUGUUGUAUGAUCAGAUAGUCUUAUCUAGGUAUUUUGGCUAGUACUACUACAGU